CGCCGCUGCUCCCUCCCUCCUCCGAGGUGGCUGCUGGCAGUGAGGCUGCGAGAAAGGGAGCUCGACGGGAGAGGAGAGGACAGCGAGCAGCAUGACGAUGAUUUUGGGCUACUGGGACAUCCGAGGGGUGAGUUCCUUGCGCAGAAAGGGAGGGAGAGCCGAAGAGGCGCCCCGUCCCGUCCGCCUGCUGAGUCGGGUUCCUGCCUCGCUUUGCAGAGCCUUCCGAGGCGCUCGCUGUUCCCACCGGGUGCCCCCUGCGCAAAUCGGCGCCGUCCAGGGGCCGCGGGCCCAGAGCUAGCCGAUGUUUAAGCCCUGGUUGGAGAAACCUGGGCCAUUGUGUGCCCUCGAGGACGAGUGGUUUCUAAGGCGAGGAGGAAGAAGUCCCUCGGGGACCUUUCCUGGAAGGAGCCCGGGUCCCGGCUGGUCGCGCGGAGGAAGCGCGCUGCCGUCGAGGCACUUUGCUGGAGAUCCCCAGCGGAUCCCUCGGGGCAGGGGCUGGGGAAAGGCAGAGGGAGCACGCAGGGAUGCUCCAGGUGUCUGCUUCUAACUACAGUGGUACCUCAGGUUACAUACGCUUCAGGUUACAUACGCUUCAGGUUACACACUCCGCUAACCUAGAAAUAGUGCUUCAGGUUAAGAACUUUGCUUCAGGAUAAGAACAGAAAUUGGGCUCUGGCGGUGUAGCGGCAGCAGGAGGCCACAUUAGCUAAAGUGGUGCUUCAGGUUAAGAACUGUUUCAGGUUAAGAACAGACCUCCGGAAUGAAUCAAGUACUUAACCCGUGGUACCACUGUAUAUGGGAGAUGACGGAGGGGCUCUACCCAUUUGUAGAGCACAGAGCCCCCUUCCUUUGUUCGCCUUACACCUCACUCAGUGCCGGAUUUACAUAUAAGCUAAACAAGCUAUAGCUUAGGACCCCACUCUCUUGCCCCUCCCCCCAAAAAACUGGAUGUCCAUUUCCAAAAUGGGACCCCCCCCCCAAAAUGUAAAGGGGACAAAAUCAGGAUGUACAUUUCCAAAAUAUAAGAUAAAAAACAAAUAAAAUAAAGCCUACAUACAGUAACAGUGUUUUAUGUUGUGUAGGCUCCUGUGAUGUAGGUAAUGGGCUGUGCCUGCUAGCCUGCUCCCUAAAAUGUCACUGGUUUGUUCAUUUCUGUAUAUAGGAUGCCUACAUUCUGCAUGCUACUAACAUGAGUUUGACCAAACUGCGGGAGGCAGUGGAAGACAGGAGUGCCUGGCGUGCUCUGGUCCAUGGAGUCACGAAGAGUCAGACACGACUAAAUGAUUAAACAACAACAACACAUUCUGCAUGGACUGGUUGCAUGGCAACCUGUGCAAAUGACUUUAGAUACCUAUUAGGUCCAUAAAUUACCAAAUUGCAAAUAUUCAACACAAAAAAUAGCGACAAUUUGUUGUUGACAAAGGACAGCUGGACAUAUAAAGGGCCCCAUUACCUUCAGUAGCUAGGGGCUCAUCAAACCUAAAUCCGUCCUGACCUCGCCAGGAGACAAAUAACCGGCACAAGGCCACAGUUUUUAAACCUUGGGUGACAAGCUGCAGUUAAUCAAAACAAGAAAAGAAAGCUUUUGAUCUUGUUCCUAUGCUUGAAAAAGUACACCCAGCCCCCAAACCUUGACAGUAGGCUCAUUUCUGUCACCAAAAACCGUGUUUUCCUGUCAUGUCUGAUCACAGCCACUGACAUGAAACAGGGGGUUCAAUGAUGCCAGGGUGCUAUUGGACAGUAACCUUCAGUUGCAAGCAUCUGCUAUCUUCAUCUGUGAAAUUUCAGAAGGAUGCCAAUAUCCUUUGCCUUGGGCCAUUGCUAGUCUGGAGCAGAUGUAGUUUGCUGGCUUUUCUACCAAUGGUGAUUAUUCUUCCACUAUUCUUCCUGCAGCUCGCUGGUGCGAUCCGACUCCUUCUGGAAUACACAGGGACCCCAUAUGAGGACAAGCAGUAUGCGUUUGGAGAUGGUAAGGAGCUGACUCCAGAGGAGUUUCUAGCUGCAUUAUCAAAGUAGAGGGACAAACAAGCGGGAACCUAUAGCUACCUUCCUCCUGCCCUGCGUGUGACCUUCUCAGAGCCAUUUGGCUGGUCACUGCUGGAAGCAAAAUGGCAUUUGGUUUCCUGUCUUGGUAAGGCAGUUUUGCAGUCCCAUUGAUUAAACAUUAGAUGUGUCUAAGCUUUGUAGCUGUUAAUUGACAUAGAUGUUCACUGUUGCUUCUAAGGUAUAAGUAUUUUAAACAUGGGAAUUGCCUGUCUUAAAGGCAUGGGUGAGUUGUUACUUAAAAUGUUCCUUUUCCCCAUUGAUUGCUUGAUGUUAGAGACAUGGCCGGCAAAGAGGCGGAGGAAGAGGCAGAGGAAAUGAGAAACUUGAUUCUUUCACACAACAAAAGUGAGAUAAGCCUUCUCUGGAAGGCUGCCUGUAAGGUUUCCCAGCAGCACAGAGAUGAGGGAGCAGGACGCAGGUGGUAGGAGGCAAUUAGAUUUAGCUCCAGAGGAGAAUUGGCUGCACCUGAAUUUCCAAGAAGUAGGAAGCGGAGCAAGCGAUUAGAACAAAGCAAGGCCAGCAGGAAGCGGGGGCAGGCCUGGCUUAUAUCUGGCCUUGGGAGGGAUUGCUGGAAGCCUGUUAUUGCUGAAAAACAUCAACUAGUAAAACUGCAAAUGUUUCAUGUCUUUGUGUGAGAGAAGUGCUAACCUGACACUUAAAUACAGUGGACCCUCUGGAUACGAAUUAAAUUUGUUCCUGGGGUCUGUCUGCAACCCCAAAAGUCCAUAGGCAGAGACACCGCUUCUGCGCCUGCAGCGAAACCUGGAAGUAUACACUUCUGGGUUUGCCGCGUUUGUAACCCGAAACUUACGUGCCCAGAGUGGUACUUAACUAGAGGUUCCACUGUAUGUGUUUUAGGGGUGGGGAGCUGAAUCCAGCCUGUGGGUCAGGUUCAGACAUUCUCUCAAAGGCCACUUCCACAAUCAUCUGAUGACCCCAUGCUGGCAGGUGAAGAGUUUUCCUUUGCCCACAUAGGGUAGCCAAUCCCAACACGGCUUGGUGUCAGUACCAAUCAGCUGAUUGGGGCUUACAGAAAGGCUUCCUCGCUAAGGAACCACACUUAGGAGCACACUUCAAAGUCCCAAUUGUUUCUUUACAGCCACAUACGUACCUGCCCAACACCAAGUGUCACAUAGGGCAAGUGUGAUUGGAAGAAAUGGCUUCAUGGGCCAAUUUGGGACCUUUGCUGGGCCUAAUGUGGAUUGUGGGGCAGAUGUUAACCACCACAGAUGUAUGUGGAAGAGCUAUGGUAAUUGGCUUUUUAAAAAGAAGUCACCAAAACAAGUUUUUGUUUUGGCUGAACAUUCUGAUGUGCUUCUUGCGUGAAAUUUGGAGUUCUGAAGCUGGCCUCAUAACUUCUUACAUCAGAUUGCUCAGCUAUGAUGUUUCUUCUAAAACACACUUUCCACCUGAAGCAGUGACAAGAGGGGAAAUAGUUCUUUAAUGCCAUUGUGGCUCCCCCCUCCAAAACAGAGGAUUGUGAGGAAGGGCUGAAAGUGCCCUCAUAUCCUGUUCCACCUCCUGCCGCCUUGAUACAGAGAACCUCUUUGAAACUUUGCUACUUAUCACUGACCUUGCUCAUAGUACAGAAACCAUGUGCUUAUCUCUUGACCAACAAUGAAUCCCUUCAGCAGUUAGGAUUAUUGUCAGUUGCUUUGGUUUUUUGCUUAGUGUCUUUGAAUUAUCUAGCUGUGGGAAUUGUGGAAAGCAGAGAAAAAAUAUAUCUAAGAACAUUUGGAAAUAGAUGGAGCUUUUUUAAAGAAGUACGGUAACUUGUGCUUUUUAUGUGCCUUUCAAGAAAGACUAGGAUUAAAUCCCAGCACAGCUGCUGCCUCUGAUCCUCAGUGGUGGACCAAGGUUAGACAGCAGCCUGCAAGUUCUGGUGGCCACUAAGUGUAAGCUUCCUGCUCAAUCUGGUCAGACCGUCAUCUGGCCAAAAAGGUGGUUACGUUCUCAUGUAACAAUGCACACUGAAGAUCACUUAACAGUGGCUUAGUGUUUCUGAGUAUGCCUUCUGGCUUUCAUACAUGCCAAAUGUCUUGGUGGACCUCAAUGAUUUUAGGGUUUGUGUGAGUGUUUUAUGUAGGCCAUGUAAAGUGUUUAGUGAUGGGAGUUGAAAUGGAACAGACAAUCUCUUGUUGUGUCUACUUCUAGAUGCAAUUGCCUCUUUAAAAGUAUGGGUUGUACUUUGGACAGUGGCCAAUAUGUUUCUACAGCUAGAAUGACCUUCCCCAGUCUGGCACUCUGGUUGUGUUGGACUAUGGCUCCCAGUAUGAGAUUGCUAGGAUUCAUGCCUGAUAACCCCCUUAGGAAUGGAGCCAAAAACACAAGAGAAGCUGGAAACGAAGGGGAAAAUAAGCCUGACUGGUAUAGAAGUGAGAGCAGACUUACCAUGGACUUACUUUUCAUACCUGUAUUUACAGCUCCUGAUUUUGACAGAAGUCAGUGGACUAAUGUGAAGGAGACGCUGGGCUUGGACUUCCCAAAUGUAUGUAGCAAAUGUGGAAAAAACCAGCAACAUGUCGUUGUGCAUUGAUGGGGAUGGUGGGGUCAUUCUGCUGCUGCUCCCUCUUUGAGAUGAGUGAGAGCAAUCAGGCCAGAGUCCUGGGCUCUUUCUCAUCCGGCUCUGCUGCACUGCUGCUUCAAGUACAGGUCGCAGCUCAGUGGAAAAUGAUGACGGUGUGUGAGCAGAAUCUAAAGCAGUGGAUUGGCUGGAGGUUGAGAUCUUCAGUGCAUUCCUGGCUUCUUGCUGGAGCAAAGGCUGCCAGGAAGCCAGAGGCCAGAGGGCCUUUCAAGUGUGCCUGGGGGGAGAAGCCAGGCCCUGUAACUUCGGCAACUAAACUCUCACACACAACUCUCAAGUGCAGUGUUUCCCAAUUGGUGGUGGCAAAUUCUGUGCAAAAUUGUUACGUCAAUCCUUGAGUAGCCCUAAAUAAUUAUACUAGAGCUGUGAUGCAAAAACUAACACCCAACAGUGUGUUUUCUCCUGAAGCCAUUUCAGUUUAGACAUCCUUUCUGCUGGCAUUGUUCAUCCUAUGUAAAUGGGAAGUUGUCCAGCAAGGAUGAUGGGGCGAUGAAAUAUUCUGGGUCUUCUGCACUGGCACCAUUAACUUUUUCUAUCCUUUCCUUAGCUCCCUUAUCUAAUCGAUGGUGAGAUGAAGAUCACACAAAGCAACGCCAUCAUAAGAUACAUUGCACGCAAGCACAAGAUAUGUGAGUCUUUUUUUUUUUUUAAUAAUGAUAUUUAUUAAAGUUUCACAAAAAUACACAAAACAAAGAAAAAAGUAUAAAGUACAGCAAAAAAAGUAGAAAAUAAGAAAAAACAUACAAAAUAAAACAGUUAAAAACACAAUAAUGUUCCAUAACCUAUCUUCCUUACUCUUAUUUCCCCGGACCUCCUCAUACCUCCCUUCUUUGUAUUCCAGUUCCAUUUGUUGGUUCAGCAAAUCCUUACCAUUAAUCUUUUACCCAAUUGUUAACCUUUUUUCCCCAUAUCUCUUAAAGCAUUACAGCUAAAAACCUCUUAGUUUCUAUCCAACAUCCUUCUAAAGUUCCUUAAUUUUGCAAUAUUUCUGUAAAUAGUCCUUAAAUUUUUCCAGUCUUCUUUCACCGACUCUUCUCCCUGGUCUCGGAUUCUGCCGGUCAUUUCCGCCAAUUCCAUGUAGUCAAUCACCUUCAUCUGCCAUUCUUCCAAAGUGGGUAGAUCUUGUGUCUUCCAAUACUUUGCAAUAAGUAUUCUUGCUGCUGUUGUAGCAUACAUGAAAAAGUUCUGUCCUUCUUGAGCACCAGUUGGCCGACAAUGCCCAAGAGAAAGGCCUCUGGUUUCUUCAGAAAGGUAUAUUUAAAUACCUUUUUCAGUUCAUUAUAUAUCAUUUCCCAGAAAGCCUUAAUCUUUGGGCACGUCCACCAAAGGUGAAAGAAUGUACCUUCAGUUUCUUUACAUUUCCAACAUUUAUUAUCGGGCAAAUGAUAAAUUUUUGCAAGCUUGACUGGGGUCAUGUACCACCUGUAUAUCAUUUUCAUAAUAUUCUCUCUUAAGGCAUUACAUGCCGUAAACUUCAUACCUGUGGUCCAUAACUGUUCCCAGUCAGCGAACAUAAUAUUAUGUCCAACAUCUUGUGCCCAUUUAAUCAUAGCAGAUUUCACCGUUUCAUCCUGAGUAUUCCAUUUCAACAGCAAGUUAUACAUUCUUGACAAAUUUUUAGUUUUGGGUUCUAACAAUUCUGUUUCUAAUUUUGACUUUUCCACUUGGAAGCCUAUUUUCUUAUCCAAAUUAUAUGCCUCCAUUAUCUGAUAGUAGUGGAGCCAAUCUCUCACUUUAUUUUUUAAUUUUUCAAAACUCUGCAAUCUCAAUUUAUCUCCUUCUUGCUCCAAAAUUUCUCAAUAUGUCGGCCAUUUGGCCUCCAUAUUGAGCCUUUUCAGAGCUUUUGCUUCCAUUGGUGAUAGCCACCUUGGGGUUUUAUUUUCCAAUAAGUCUUUGUAUCUUAUCCAAACAUUAAACAAUGCUUUCCUAACAAUAUGGUUUUUGAAUGCUUUGUGUGCUUUGACCUUAUCAUACCAUAAAUAUGCAUGCCAUCCAAAUACAUUGUUAAAACCUUCUAGAUCCAAAAUGUCUGUGUUUUCAAGAAGUAGCCAUUCUUUCAGCCAGCAAAAAGCUGCUGAUUCAUAAUAAAGUUUAAAGUCUGGCAGGGCAAAUCCACCUCUUUCCUUGGCAUCAGUUAAUAUCUUGAAUUUUAUUCUGGGCUUCUUGCCCUGCCAGACAAAUCUAGAAAUAUCUCUCUGCCACUUCUUGAAACAGUCCAUCUUAUCUACAAUUUGUAAUGUCUGAAACAAAAACAACAUUCUAGGCAAUACAUUCAUCUUUAUCACAGCAAUACGGCCCAGCAACGAGAGUUUCAAAUUUGACCAAAUUUCUAAAUCUUUUUUCACUUCCGUCCAACAUUUUUCGUAAUUAUCUUUAAAUAAGUUCCCGUUUUUGGCUGUCAUAUUAAUCCCCAAGUAUUUCACUUUCUUUACCACAUUCAAUCCUGUCUCAUUCUGAAACCUCUCUCUUUCAAUCGGUGUUAAGUUUUCUCUAAAACCUUAGUUUUUAACUUGUUCAAUUUAAAACCUGCCACCUGACCAAAUUCCUGAAUUAAUUCUAAAACUCUUUUAGUACUAGAUUCUGGCUCCUGUAACGUCAAUACUAGGUCAUCUGCAAAUGCUCUCAGUUUGUACUGUUUAGCUCCGACCUGUAUGCCCUUAACCAACCGGUCCUUUCUAAUCAUAUUUAGCAAAACCUCCAGGACCGAUAUAAAAAGCAGUGGGGAAAUUGGGCACCCCUGUCGUGUCCCUUUUUCUAUCUUAAAUUCUUCCGUAACCACAUUAUUUACAAUUAAUUUAGCCUUUUGUUCAGAGUAUAUUGCACCUAUACCAUUUUCAAAACCUUGGCCUACCCCCAUCCCAUGCAGAUUCUUCUUCAUAAAACUCCAAGAGAUAUUAUCAAAAGCUUUCUCCGCAUCAACAAAUAUCAAUACUGCUUUGGUGUUUAUAUUCACUUCUAAUUUUUCCAAAAUAUCAAUUAUAUUCCUCAAAUUAUCAGACAGGUGUCUUCCCGGGAGAAAGCCCGCUUGGUCUUUAUGAAUCUCUUUCAUCAAUACUUUUUCAAUCUCUUGGCCAAAAUGUCUGCAAAAAUUUUGUAAUCCACAUUAAGUAACGAUAUAGGGCGAUAGUUCUUAAGCUGAGUCUUUUCAGUCUCUGUUUUCGGUAUAAGUGUGAUAUACGCCUCUUUCCACGAUUCUGGUGCCCUUUUCCCUCACAAUAUUUCAUUGCAGACUUCCUUCAAAGGUUGCAAUAACCACUCUUUCAAAGAUCUAUAGUAUCUGGAAGUCAGCCCAUCCGGUCCUGGAGAUUUGCCCAAUUGCAUAUUUUGUAUGGCACCUUCUACUUCCUGUUCAGAUAUUUUAUAGUUCAGCAUUAAUUUACUUUCUUGAGAGAUUUUUUGUAGGCCAUUUGUCUUCAAAAAUUGGUCUAUGUCCAUUUCCUUCUGUGGCCCUUGUGUGUAUAAUUGUUUAAAGUACCUCUGGAAGCAAUUUCUGAUCUCAUUUGGAUUAUGUAUACUCUUUCCUUCCACUUCUAAAUUUAUAAUAGUAUUUAAUUUUUGUCUUUUUUCAUUUGCCAGGCCAACAGUUUUCCACAUUUAUUAGCUGAUUCAAAUGUUUUUUGUCUCAUUUGUUUGAUUUUCCAUUCUAUUUCCUGAUUCAUCAUUUCCAUAUAUUGUACUUGAUAUAAUUUUAUUUCUCUCAAAAUCUCCUGGGACUUUGGUUUUGCUCUCAAUUUCUUCUCACCUUCUUUUAUUUUUUCCAAGAUUUUAUCUUUCUUUUCAUUUUGACUUCUCUUCUUUAUUGCAUUCUGUUGUAUCAAAAACCCUCUCAUCACAGCUUUGCUUGCGUCCCAGAUUACUCUUUUUUCUACAUUGGUAUUCAUAUUUAUUUCAAAAUAAUCUCUCAAAGUCUUUUGGGCCUUUUUGUAAACUUCUUCAUCUCUAAAUAAGGUGUCAUUCAUCCUCCAUCUAAAGGAUCCGGUUGUUGUUUGUUUCAUCUCCAUCCUUACAGCAUUGUGGUCGGAACAAGUUUUUGGGCAGAUUUCUACCUUCUUUAUCUUUGGUGCCAUUCCUCUAGUUAUCCAUAUUUGGUCAAUUCUAGUCCAUGUCAUCUUGGCUUCAGAAAAAAAGGUUCCUUCUCUUCCCAGGGGGUUCUUUACCCUCCAGAUGUCCACUAAGUCCAUAUUGUCUGUCAUCUCAAAAAAUGUUUUCGGUAGUCUACCAUCCUUGGUGACUACCUGUCUUUGUGCCUUGUCCAUAUUUGUAGAUACUACUCCAUUCAUGUCCCCCAUCAAAAUCAAAUUGUAGUCCAAAUGAUCCAGUAGAGUCUCAUGCAACUUUUUAUAAAAUUCAGAUUUCCCCUCGUUCGGUGCAUAAAUUCCCACAAUUAAGAAUUUCUCUCCUUGUAGUUGAAUUUCAAUUGCCAAAAAUCUUCCUUGGUCAUCUUUGAAAAUAAGUUUCGGUAAGAGUCUCUCCUUUGCAUAAAUCACAACUCCUCUUUUUUUGACUUUGUCAGAUGAAACAAACUCCUGUCCUAAUCUUUUAUUAAUCAAUAACUUCCUAUGUGCCCUUGUUAUAUGUGUCUCUUGUAGACAAAUCAAGUCCAAUUGUUCUUUUUUUAAUAAAUGAAACACACUUUUUCUUUUUCGAGGAGAAUUCAAACCAUUACAAUUCCAGCUUAGUAGUUGCAGAGCCAUGGUGGGGGCUACUUCACUUUACCUCCAACUGCCCCAAGUGCCCCUUCUUGUUCUGUGGGUAGUAUCACUUUUUCUGGACCGUGCAGUCCAAAAGAUAGAUUUGAUAUGUCUAGUAUGCCUUUUGGUUCUUCUUCAGAUUCCCCUUCUUUCAGUAGAUCUUCCUCGUGAUCUUUCAAGAAUCUGUCUUUUUCCUCCGUUGAUUUUAUUUUUAUCUUUCUCCCUUUAUAUUUGAAGGACAGGCCUUGCGGAAAUUCCCACCUGAAAAGAAUUCUGUUUCUUUUCAAUAAGGUCACUAGGUCUCCGUAAUUGGACCUUAAGUCCAGCAAAUGCUUUGGGAUGUCCUUAAAAAUCACUAAUCUUGAGUCAUCAAUUUCCAAAGUUUUUGAUAGUGCAAAUUCAGAAUUUUAUCUCUCUCUUCUUUUGUUCGAAAGGUAAUCAAACAGUCUCUCACCUUGCCCUUGCCUUGUCUUCUUCCGAGCCUAAAUGCAUUCACUAUCUUAAAUUCUUCCUUCCCCGGGUCCAAUUGCCAAAAAUCUGUAAAUUCCUGUGUAAGAAAGUCAGCCAAAUUAUCUUUCUCCCGCUCUGGAACAGCCCUAAUUCUCAGAUUUCUCUGUCUAUCUUUUAAUUCGAUCAUAGAAAAUGUCACAUCAUGGUCCUCCGACUUCUUACCAUCUGCCAUAACAGUCUCAUAAACAUUCAAGGUCACUCCCACAGUCAGCCAAUUGUUUUGACAUAGAGUGGAAUUUUCCUCUUUGUAACUGUUGUUGUAACAAUGUCCAACCUCCUCUAGGGGGACACAGUAACAGCCAGAACUUGUAACUUUUAGAAACAAAAAUAGUCUUUAUAAAUCCCCAAUUUACUUUCAAAGUCCACAGUCUCAAUACACUUAAACAGUUACUUUCAAGCCAAAAGAGGUUCAGAAACACUGUAUCACUUUUGCAGAGUUGGCUGUCAGAAAUAAGCUUUCACUAUGGACCUCUAUCUUAAGGCAGUCCGUUCCGAAUCUUAAAUUGUAAAUUCUUCCUUCCUCUCCCCUUCUUUACUGCAGGGAAAUUCAGCUCAGUCUUUUUCCCCCUCCUCUCCUGCAAUCCGGAGGGGGAACCACUUUCAAGAUGUUGGAAUUUAGCACAUUUAAGUGACUCUUUUUGGCACUAGUGUUUCUUUGGAUGUCAGCUUAAAAUUAACCAGUUAACUGAUUGAUAAUAUUCUUGUCAAAUAGUUGGUUAGAGGUGCGCUCUUACCUUCUGUGUAUGUUGUGUUUCUACAGGGGGUGAGAGUGAAGAAGAAAUCAUCAGGAUGGAUAUGCUUGAAAACCAGCUCAUGGAUGUCAGAAUGACCUUUGCAAGACUUUGCUACAGUCCAGAUUUUGUGAGUCUGGUGGUUUGAAUCCUCCUUCCAAGUUGGCAAUCCAGCCAAUGAUGAGAAUGAUUUGGGGAUCCAUAUGGAGUGAGUGGGUCGAAAAAAAGCUCUUAUGUAAGUCUUAACAAAUACUUUCUUUCUGCUCUUCGAGGGCGAGCAGAGGAAGAAAAGAUCUUUAGAGUUAGAGAGAGAAAGAGAGUCCUAUAACUGGGGAGUCAGUAGUUCAAGGUUUCACAAGAGUUGAACUGGAAAUGAAUCUGUGUAUGUAAUAAUUCAAGAACUUCUGGUUGCAGGAAAAAGUGAAGCCUGAGUACGUGGAGCAGUUAUCCGGGGAACUGAAGCUGCUCUCCCAGUUUUUGGGGGACAGGAAGUGGUUUACAGGAAAGAAGGUACAAGGGCUAUGCCUAAUUCCAUAGAAACAAAGAUGUCUCUCUAGUUUUAUGGAUCCAUUUAAAAUGUCUUCCUCUUUUGAUUUCCUAGAUCACCUAUGUAGAUUUCCUUGCAUAUGAUGUAUUGGAACGGCUCUGGAUGUUUGAGCCAAAGUACUUUGAUGAGUUUCCAAAUCUGAAAAAUUUCCUUGACCACUUUGAGGUGAGAUUUACUGUGUUGUAUGCAUGGAUCUCCAGUAGGAAUUGUUCUUUUAUCCAUAGCAGAAGAAAUGUGAUCCACCAACCAACUGAAUACUGGCAGUUUCCCUUAAUGUCACUUUCUUUAUACAUCCUUAUUCACAACCAGUCCACAGGGUUGCACUGAAUGUCAGCCUCCUCUUCCUCCUCAGACCACACUCACUCUAUGUGUUUAAAGUGCUAUGAUAGCACUUUAAAGAGUCAUGGCUUCUUCCAAAGAAUCUUGGGAGCUGUUUUUUUGUUUGUUAAGGGUGCUUCCUGCAAGUUACUGUCUGGCUCUAAGAGCAACUGUCCACAUUGGUUUAGCAAUCAAUUCCCCUUCCCAGAUAACUCUGGGAUUUCUGAACCGUAUCUCUGUGAGCAGAAACUCUCAGCGCACUUAAUGGACUACCGCUCCCAGAAUUCUUUGGGGGAUGCCAUGGCUCUUUAAAGGGGCAUCAUAGCACUUUGGAUGCACAGUGUGAAUGUGGCCUUAGUCUCAGUGCUGCCUUUGUGGAAUUCAACAGAGAGAAUAAUGGUUACAAAACCAAAAUCUGUUGACCGGGAUCCCUCAGGAUCCAUUCCAAGUUUAUGAUUCUAUGACUUCUAUGGCUCUGCUUGCCAUUGGCUCUGGCUCUACCUAAUAUUGGUCUCCUUUCAUCCUUUCUGAGCAGUUCCACUUGGUGCCAGCCUCCACAGAUUUACACAUGUGCACCCCCUCACUUAUAGAUAUUAAAUACUCUUGUUAAGGGGGGGUAGAGACACUGUGUAUAUGCCAUCACAUAGGAGUUGUGCAUUCUAUCACUAGGGGUGUGCGUGUUUCUGCAGGGUUUUCCUGCAGAAAGGUGCUUCCCCUGCCUCACUCCCUUCACACAUCCACACACACACACGCUGUGUAGAUGAUAUACAUGCUAUGAGAGACUGGCAAAAUUGCACAACAACAAAAAUCUGCUUCUCCAGAUAAUGAGAAAGUAUUUGCUGGGCUGUGUGUGUGGCAGAAUCCACAGAGAAACUCUGUCAUGUUUUUCAAGCUAUCUGUUGUUGCUGUAUACCAGGCGUAGGGAACCUUUUUCAGCCAAGGCCAUUCUGUUCUGAGGAAACUUCUGGACGCCACUGUCAAUGGUGGGCAGGGCCAGAGGCAAAAGCAGCUGAGCAAUUGCUGUAAAUUUUAUUUUUUUACCAUAGGCUCAUUUCUACAUGUGCUCUGACACUCAACUCUAUCCUCCAUCUAAGGAAAUGAGAGGCAUUCUCAGAGUUCAGGGACACAUUAUAGCCAGGCAGAAACACAUAAGAAGAGUGCAAGCAUGUCCUAAGUGCAAAGCAUUUUGGGUCCUAGACAACUGUUUCCAGGUUUCCUCCAGAGUUGGAUUUAGACUCUUGCUAUGUGUGAUGCUGUUGCUGUUUAAUGACUCUCUCUUGCAGGCUUUGGAGAAGAUUUCUGCCUACAUGAAAUCUAGCCGUUACCUGAAGACUCCCAUCUUCUUGAGAAAUGCCCAGUGGGGCAAUAAAAAAUAAAAGAGGAGAAUGUGGACCUUAAAGCUUCUGUAGAGGAGUGUUGGCAUCAGGGAUGGCCUCUGAAUGAUUCAGUAUCCCUUCGUGCCUUUAAACAUGUAUGUUAUGUUGUGACUCUUAAUUAAUGUUGUCAUUGUGACUCUUAAUUAAUGUUGUUGUUGUGAUAAAAAAAAAAGGAUACUGAAACAAGUGUCCUGGCUUCUUAUUCCAAGAGCUCACAGGGCACAAAACAACCUGACUGUGGGAGAGGGGGGAGGAGGAGGAGGAAUUGUCGUCCCUUGCAACAUUGCCCAGUGCAACUGAUGCCCUUGUGCCAAUGCUUGUCAGCCAGAUACACUGGCAGGACACAUGGUGGUAUAAAGCCACAGGUUUCGUUUGUAUGAUUGGGAAGUGCUAGCCUGCCUUUCCUCCCAAUUAAGGCCUUUCUACAUGAUCCAUAAAAGCAUGCCUAAGUAUCUCAGAAUGCUUAGAAUUAGCCAAAUUGACAGACAUAAGACAAAAACCAAAAAGUGAAGUAAAAAAAUGAAUGGGAGUGCCUAAAUGAAUACCUCAAAAGUCAAGGUUCGAGGGCAGAAAUCUGGCUGAGUCUGGAAUAACCUUGUGAAGUGAAAGGAUAUGAAAGAAGGAUUUAUAUCUAGAUGUUAGGAUAGAGAUGAGAAAGAAAACAGGAAAACAGGAAGACAAAAUGAGAGAUAAAGGAGGUGCUGUGGGAUUGGUGGAAGUCAAUGUCUUGAUGUUGUUGUUUUAGUGUUUAUAACAUUAACUUGUAAGAUAUGGAUUUGGUUUUUUUGCUUUGUUGUUGCUUUUUAGUUUUCGAAUGUUGAUUUUUGUGUGUUGUGUAUUGUUAUUUUUUGAUAUCUUUCGUGCUGUUGUUGUUGUGUGGAAAAUACUAAUAAAAUUUAUUUUAAAAAUAAUAAUAAUAAAAAAGCCUGCCUAAGU
Molecule: messenger RNA, 13739 nt
Organism: Podarcis lilfordi (Lilford's wall lizard)
Lineage: Eukaryota; Metazoa; Chordata; Lepidosauria; Squamata; Lacertidae
Source: the annotation of a GenBank genome assembly